Messenger RNA from Neopsephotus bourkii (Bourke's parrot), 1089 nucleotides. It is a transcript of the gene XPA, whose product is annotated as XPA, DNA damage recognition and repair factor. The transcript has 6 exons. Gene Ontology annotation, molecular function: damaged DNA binding. Bases 144 to 1010 code for a protein of 288 amino acids. Gene Ontology annotation, cellular component: nucleotide-excision repair factor 1 complex. Gene Ontology annotation, biological process: UV-damage excision repair; nucleotide-excision repair, DNA damage recognition; base-excision repair. The record is from RefSeq and is a predicted model, not a curated record. NCBI's taxonomy places the organism in Eukaryota, Metazoa, Chordata, Aves, Psittaciformes, Psittacidae.
UGGGGGCCUCGCCCCUCUCGCCCCCUCCCCCGCCUCGCGCUGUGCGCCGGCGCAGUGCGGCGCGACUCGUGCGAGGGGAAGGGCGAGUCGCGGCUGUCGGAGCAAGGGGGGCAUCCGCGCUGCUCCGCGCCUCCUCCGCCGCCAUGGCGGGCGCGGCACCGGCACCAGCCCCAGCACCGGCACCAGCCCCCGACCCGGCGGCUGAGAAAGUGGAGACCUCGGCGGCAUCGGUCGAGCGACCGUCACUUUCGACGGCAGUGCUGGCGAAGAUGGAACGGAACCGGCAACGAGCGCUGGCACUGCGGCAGGCGCGGCUGGCGGCUCGGCCUUAUCCUGCCGCAGGCGCCCAGCGGGUGAGGGCCCCCGCCAAGGUCGUCGAUACGGGAGGGGGCUUCUUCCUGGAGGAGGAGGAGGAGGAGGAGCUGGAGGAAGGGCCCGGCGCCGGCGCCGGGAAAAUCGUGCAUCCCCCCGCACCUGUGCUAGAAAUUGACUAUCUCAUCUGUGGAGACUGUGGCAAAGAAUUCAUGGAUUCGUACCUUAUGCAGCACUUUGAUUGGGCAACAUGUGAUAAUUGCAGAGACACUGAAGAUAAGCAUAAGCUUAUAACAAGGACAGAAGCAAAAGAAGAGUAUCUUCUUAAAGACUGUGAUUUGGAUAAGAGGGAACCAGUGCUCAGAUUCAUUGUGAAGAAAAACCCUCAUAAUCCACGAUGGGGUGACAUGAAACUUUAUUUAAAACCACAGGUAAUCAAGCGUUCCCUUGAAGUCUGGGGUAGUGAAGAAUCAUUGCAGGAAGCAAAGGAACUGCGCCGUGGUAACAGAGAGAAGAUGAAACAGAAGAAGUUCGAUAAGAAAGUUAAAGAACUCCGCCGUGCAGUGAGGAGUAGUCUGUGGAAGAAAAAAGCCAGUAUCCACGAACAUGAGUAUGGACCAGAGGAAAACAUUGACGAAUCUACCUAUAAAAAGACAUGUACUGUAUGUGGCCAUGAAUUAACUUACGAGAAGAUGUAGUGAUAAUCAUUCCCCCCGCCUUAAUUAUCUUUUUAAUUGUAUUUUGUAUCGAAGUCAAAUAAAUGCAGAUUAUGAACAA